Setaria italica (foxtail millet) is the source of this 1211-nucleotide messenger RNA. Its product is annotated as agamous-like MADS-box protein AGL29. Lineage: Eukaryota; Viridiplantae; Streptophyta; Magnoliopsida; Poales; Poaceae. The coding region runs from base 404 to 1096 and encodes 230 amino acids. The transcript has a single exon. Gene Ontology annotation, molecular function: RNA polymerase II cis-regulatory region sequence-specific DNA binding; DNA-binding transcription factor activity, RNA polymerase II-specific; protein dimerization activity. Gene Ontology annotation, biological process: positive regulation of transcription by RNA polymerase II. The record is from RefSeq and is a predicted model, not a curated record.
UCAUUAACCCCGUGCCUCAUUUAGCAUUUGCAUUGGCGACAUGUCUACAGCUUAAGUUACAACUACAGUACUAGCUAGAAAGUUAACUCACCAUAUUUGGAUCCUCAUAAGCGACAACCCAUGUCAUCGAAUUCUCAUAAUCUCAUCUCUCCAAGCCACCACACAGCUUAAAUUACACCUACUUUACUAGCUAGCAAGUUAACUCGCUAUAUUUGGAUCCUCACAAGCGACAACUCAUUUCAUCGAAUUCUCAUAACCUCAUCUCUCCAAGCCACCAAGUAUUAGCUAUAUAAGACGAACCUUUGAUGAUCUACCACACCAAACUGCGCCGACGCUAGAUACAUUGGUAGGGCUGACACAAUCGACCUCCGGCGGCGGCGACGUGCAUAGGUACGCAGAAGCAAUGGCGCCUCCACGCCGGCCGAGCAUGGGGCGGCAGAAGAUCGAGAUCCGGCGCAUCGAGAGCGACGAGGCACGGCAGGUAUGCUUCUCCAAGCGCCGCGCGGGGCUCUUCAAGAAGGCCAGCGAGCUCUCCAUCCUCUGCGGCGCCGACGUCGCCGCCGUCGUCUUCUCCCCCGCCGGCAAGGCGUUCUCGUUCGGCCACCCCUCCGUCGAGUCCAUCCUCGACCGCUUCCUCGACACCUCGCCCGGGGCGGGGGGCGGCCUCUCCUCCGCAGGCGACCGCGCGGUCUCCGAGCUGAACCGCCAGUACGGCGAGCUCCGCGCGCAGCUGGACGCGGAGAAGGCGCGGCAGGAGCGCGCCGACGAGACCAUCCGCAAGGAGCGCGCCGCGAGGAGCCAAGCGAUGGCGUGGAUCGACGCGGACCUGGGAGCCAUGGGCCACGACGACCUCGUCGCGUUCUGGGGCGCGCUGAUAGGCGUGCAGGCCGCGGUGGCGGCGAGCGCUGACCAACUGCUGCGCGACGCGCUGCUCGUCGGGCGCAGGGGGCGGCAGCCGGCCCAGCUCGCCGGCGGCGCGGCCUUCGACGUCGGCGCGUUCGGCGUUGGCAUGCAGCCGCCUCCGGGGUUCGCCGGAGUCGACCUGCAGGUGCAGGGGUUCGGAGGACAGGCUACCAUCCUCGGCCCCUCCUUCUGAAGUGAUCGAGUGCAUGUGUUUCUUUUAGCUUCGGAGAUCCAUCGUCACAAAAAAAAAGUCAAAUGUCCAGGCAAAGAAUAUACAAAGUUCCAAGUAUCAAAAUGCGUUCAACACA